AUAUCUGCCUGUACAUGCUGGCAUUGAUUUCAACAGAUUUAUAAUUUCUUCAACUCAUUGCUAAAGAAGAUAUUGUUCUGAGAUCAACUUCUUAUUCAAUACUUGCAAUUAUCAUCACAUUCUAUACCAAACCAAUAUAAUCAUUAAAAAAUUUCAAAUUUUCAAAGGUUUUCCCUGUUCAAUCUUUUCAGUGGCAAUGGAAGGGCAACGAGCAAAUGCAGAAGAUGAACUAAUUCUCUCAUCCCUCCCCAGAGAGAGGGGUUGGGCAAUCCCUGAUCUCUUUCUAUUCCAAGAAUUUUGGUGCCCUUCAAUUCUUAUAAAAGAGGUAAACAUUUUUCAAAAGCAGUUUCAAGCAAAAGAAAGUGAUAUUUUUGUUGCUAGUUUUCCAAAAUCAGGUACUACUUGGUUGAAAGCCAUUACAUUUUCCAUUGUGAAUCGCCAACGCUUCUCUUCCAUUGAUAACCAUCCAUUGCUUACUUCAAAUCCUCAUCAACUUGUUCCUGCUGUUGAAUUUAUGUAUCGUGGUGAUGUCCAUUGCCCAACUACUGAACCAAGAGUUUUUGGAACUCACACUCCAUUCCCUUCCUUGCCCAACUCCAUCAUUGAUCAAUCUAACUGUAAGAUAAUUUAUAUUUGCAGAAACCCUUUUGACACUUUUGUUUCAGCAUGGAUUUACUUUGACAAAAUUAAGCUUGAGCCUUUGUCCACAUUGAAAAUUGAAGAAGCUUUUGAAAUGUACUGCAAUGGGAUAAUUGAGUUUGGUCCAUGGUGGAGUCAUAUGCUAGGUUAUUGGAAGGAGAGCAUGGCCAAACCAAGUAAGGUUUUGUUCUUGAAGUAUGAAGAUCUUAAAGAGGAUGUCAAUUUUGAGGUGAAAAAAAUUGCAGAUUUUUUGGGAUUUCCUUUCACUCAAGAGGAAGAAAACAAGGAAGUGAUCGAAAGCAUAAUCAAACUAUGCAGCUUUGAGAAGAUGAAGGACUCGGAAGUGAAUAAAUCUGGAAUAAUUUACCAAUUUCUGGAGAAAAAGUACUUUUUUGGGAAAGGAGAAACCAGAGAUUGGAAUUGUAGGAGAUCAAUGUUGGAAGGGACAAGUGGAGCUGGAGAUUCAUGUUGGAAGGAUUGAGCUAGAGCUACAAAUCCACGGUGGAAGGGUUAAGUUAAAGCUACAAAUAUAUUGUGGAAGGGUUGAGCUAGAAUUGGAGACACAUAGAGGAAGGAUUGAGCUGAAGUUGCAAAUAUGUGGUGGAAGGAUCGAGUUAGUAGUCGUGCACAUUGUGAAGCUUUGUUCGUGUGGUGGUGCGUUAAGCCCCUGACAAGUGUACCAGAUCGUUAUCAAGUAAAAUAAUUGGUAAAUCCAAUAUCGUUCUCCCAAA
Vigna radiata var. radiata (mung bean) is the source of this 1370-nucleotide messenger RNA. RefSeq names its product cytosolic sulfotransferase 14-like. The transcript is spliced from 2 exons. The record is from RefSeq and is a predicted model, not a curated record. Gene Ontology annotation, molecular function: sulfotransferase activity. Gene Ontology annotation, biological process: sulfation. The coding region runs from base 197 to 1120 and encodes 307 amino acids. NCBI's taxonomy places the organism in Eukaryota, Viridiplantae, Streptophyta, Magnoliopsida, Fabales, Fabaceae. Gene Ontology annotation, cellular component: cytoplasm.